Messenger RNA from Nylanderia fulva, 7018 nucleotides. It is a transcript of the gene sfl, whose product is annotated as N-deacetylase and N-sulfotransferase sfl. Lineage: Eukaryota; Metazoa; Arthropoda; Insecta; Hymenoptera; Formicidae. Gene Ontology annotation, molecular function: deacetylase activity; hydrolase activity; heparan sulfate N-sulfotransferase activity. Gene Ontology annotation, cellular component: Golgi apparatus. The record is from RefSeq and is a predicted model, not a curated record.
UCCGUUCUCGCGGCAGUCCGACGCCGGUCGCGCAGUCAGCAUGGUUGGAUUUUCGCGCAGUUUUUCACCGGUCCUUCCGUGCUGAGGCUUCCGACUUGAAGGCUCCACGUCGUCUCCAGUUGCUCGCGGUCGUGCGUGGGGUCGAUACGCGUCGCGCACAACCCCGGCGAAGUGUCGUACGACGUGACAACGAAGAGCGAGUAGCCCGAGCGAUCCGCGACGCCAGAUGCAUGAACCUAACCUCGAAGCACAAAGACCCGCUUUCUCGCUUGCUGCACGAGAGACGUUUACGAGAUCCCGUCGAUGUUAUAUUACGACGCGAGUCUCUUCUCCGAAUUUUCGCGGGAGUUUCCGUGAUUUCUCGGAACGCGAUCGAUUUCAUGCGACAGCGCCGGUAAACAACAGGACGGAGGGAAGGGAAACGAGAAGAAGUCUGAAGUUGACUGCGUACGUCUUUGCGUCGUAAAAAUAUUUCCGCAGGGCAUCUCUCGUCGGUUGGUGAUGUGAGUGAUUGACGAAGAGUGGAGCGAGAGAGAGAGAGAGAUAAGAGAAGUGACUCGUAAAUGACAGUGUGUAGUGAGAGAGAAGCGAUUCGAAAGGACAAAGAGAAAGGUUCCGGCGAGCCGUAAAUCUUGACCACGAGAGAGGAAAGAAGAAAGAGAGUUCCUCCCAUCCCUUCGUUUUCUCCGAACCGAAACCGCCGAAUUCUAUAGAAUUUUCUUCGUGACGAGCGAUACCAUGGGAUUCGUGGUACUCCCCGACGCUGCGCGAGGAGGGUCGCCGACGCAAAGAGAUAAACUUUGAAAAUUGUUUCGCGUAGGAAGGCGAGAGCAUCGCGUCUGUACAUCGUUUCUAAUUGACAGAUAGAGGAGGGAGAGCCAGCGGCGGGUAACUAGAACCGGGAAUGAGAAGAGGGUGGAAGACACGGAACGUUCGAAAUUUACGAGUGAGUCGGUUUGCUUGUACGUCGUAGGGUCCAAGGUGGUGUCUAGGGGCGGUCGUGUGCACCAUAACAAAUGGUUGAGCCGUGAACCGACUCGCCGUGAAACGACACCGGAAACAGGCGGUAGCUAUUCGGCGAGAGCGAAAAUAGGAAAGGUCCGCGAAAACUCGGUAAGAACACGCGGAUGUGAGACUUUUCGAGACACGGCCCGUCUGCUCGUCUCUUUCGCGUAGAACGCGGAAUUCUCAACCGAGAGGAGAAUAACGGAGCCGCAAUUUGUCGUGCCUGAAAUUGCGCAACGUCCGGGAUUCCUGAUCGACGAUGAGACGGCGCGCGUUUUUCGCGAGAGAGCUUCGCCUCGCGAGUUUUUAAUUCGCGCGCGAUCGGGAUCCCUUGAAAGGAUGACGAGACGUCGCGCGGCUCGACAUUGAGAGACUUUCGUGAAGCAUCCGAUCCACGAUAAUCCGGCCAGAUGGGUUAAAGGCGGAAUUCCGCGAUCGACGGCGCGAUCUUCGUGCUGCUUUUGCAAAAUGGCGAUCGUAGCGCGCUCUCGAAAGUGCAACAAGUGGCGUGCGGAUCCUCGAUGCUGAGACGUCAUCGAUGUUACCCCGAUAGACGGACGAGGAGGCGAUUUGAUCCAGGACCGAUCAAGACCCGGGGGGGGGAGGCGGGAGGGUUGGAUCGUCGUUGUUUUCUACGGAUGUGCGCGAUGAACCGGCGAGAUUAAGCGCGUCUAAUGAACUCUGAAUCCGUUUCUCUCUCCCGCCUCGAGUACGAUCGCCUCGAAAUUUCUUCGUCGGGGUGUGGGCUUUCUUUGCCGGACUAAGUAGAUUUAUCUUGGCCAACGAAUCGAGAGUCGAGAAGCUUCGAUCCGAUGCUGUUGCUUAACCUCGUCAAAGUGUACUUCAUUGAUCGUGAGAUCGAAAGAUAGUCGAGGAGUAUCUCCGACCUGGGAUUUUAACUGAAUUCCGGCUGGUUUUUCUCUCGAAUAUAUACGUAUAUACGUACCGAUACCGUCGAUGAGAUGCAUAUAUAAAUUAGAGAAUAAUUUAUACGACGCUUCUCCAAAGGCGCGAGAAGGUCUAAUAAUAAUAAUAAGUUAAUAUACGUAUUGAUAAACGCGUUGGAACAUCGCAGAGUCGUCAAUAUUACGCAUAUUAAUUAAUGCUCGAAGCGAGUCCAUGGCGACGAAGACGCUCGACGUUGAGCAGACGAAAGAGACACUCUCCGGGAAUUGUCAACGAUUCUUGAAACUGUCGCGGAAUCACCUGGAAUAUUUGGAUCCACUGAACAACGUCGCAACGGCGUGCCGCAGGCAAACGCGUCCGCUGACUCGCUCAAGGACGGACACCUUGCGAUAAUCCACGUCAAGGCGUUGUCGCAUUCGCAGAGGAACGUCGUCGAGGAAGACGAUGGUGAUGAGGAUAACCGCGAGCGAAGCUGGCGUUCCUCUAUUAGGCGCCGUUGGUCCGCGCUACGUCGUCAAGCAGGCGACGGUGAAGCGAUGCGUCCUGGCGCUACUUCUCAUCUCCAUCGCCAGCAUAUUUUACUACACCCAUUACAUCAUCAGCAGCGGCCCGCUGUCCAGUUUGAUACGCCGAGAUACGAGGCCAGAGCCAGCGAUACGAUGUUCGACUCUAAGAGGAGCGACUAGACUGCCGUCAGCGCCAGACCAUCGUAGUGAAGCUCGAUUAAGGAUAGACCCGAAGGUGCUGGUCUUCGUAGAAACUCUAUACUCGAGACUGGGCCGAGAGAUAGCUGAACUGCUAGUUUAUAAUCGAAUAAAGUACAAAGUGGAAGUGACCGGUAAAUCUUUACCAGUGCUGACGAAUCUUGAUAAAGGUCGAUAUGGCGUACUGAUCUUUGAAAAUCUAAAUAAGUAUCUGCAGAUGGAUAAAUGGAAUCGCGAGCUACUGGACAAAUACUGCAGGGAAUAUUCAGUUGGCAUCGUGGGUUUUGCUCCUCCUGGAGAAGAGAGCCUAGUUGGUGCUCAGCUUAAGGGCUUUCCACUUUUUAUACAUACAAAUCUUAGAUUGAAGGAUGCUCAGCUGAAUGCGGCGUCUCCCAUUCUUCGAUUAACCAGAGCAGGGGAAACGGCCUGGGGACCACUUCCUGGCGGUGACUGGACUAUUUUUCAGGCCAAUCACAGCACCUACGAGCCGCUCGCUUGGGCGCAUCGAGACAGUCUGGACUAUCCGGCCAACAAAAGUCCCCUAGCCACCGUCGUCCAGGAUCAUGGCAGAUACGACGGAAUUCAAAGAGUUCUUUUCGGCGGUGGUCUGAGAUUUUGGCUGCACAAAUUACUACUACUGGAUUCGUUGUCUUAUUUGUCGCACGGACAAUUAAGUCUGAGUUUGAAUCGCAUGAUCCUGGUGGACAUUGACGAUAUAUUCGUCGGCGAAAAAAGCACCAGAUUAAAAAAGGACGAUGUAAUGGCAUUAUUGGCCACUCAGCAGAGGAUUCAAGCUCUGGUGCCGGGGUUUAAGUUCAAUUUGGGGUUUUCCGGGAAGUAUUUUCAUCACGGGACAACGGAGGAGAAUUUGGGGGACGACAUGCUUUUAGAGAACGUAGACAGAUUUAUGUGGUUUUCCCACAUGUGGAACCACCAACAACCGCAUCUGUACGAGAAUGUAACUCAUCUACAAUUGGACAUGGCGUUGAACAAGCAAUUCGCAAAGGACCACGGUAUACCAACCGGAAGCGGGUACAGCGUAAGUCCGCAUCACUCCGGCGUUUACCCGGUCCAUGAAGGCCUCUACGAAGCGUGGAAACGAGUAUGGAACAUCAAGGUCACGAGCACCGAAGAGUAUCCGCAUCUGAGGCCGGCACGUUUAAGACGCGGCUUCAUUCAUCGUAACAUUAAGGUCCUACCGAGGCAAACUUGUGGCCUUUUUACUCACACGAUUUUUAUCGAGAGGUAUCCAGGCGGAAGGGAAAAGCUGGACGAGUCGAUACAGGGCGGUGAACUUUUCCAAACGAUCGUAUAUAAUCCGAUAAAUAUUUUUAUGACGCAUAUGUCGAAUUAUGGAAACGAUCGAUUGGCUUCGUACACUUUCGAGUCGGUUAUAAAAUUCAUUCAGUGUUGGACGAAUUUAAGACUAUCCAGUGCACCGCCACUCCAACUUGGGGAACGUUAUUUUCAGUUAUAUCCUGAAGAGGCCGAUCCAGUAUGGGGAAAUCCAUGCGACGAUCAGAGACAUCAAAAGAUUUGGUCUCGUAAUAAAACUUGCGAUCAAUUGCCGCGAUUUCUAGUAAUCGGACCUCAAAAAACCGGCACCACGGCAUUGUACACGUUUCUAUCUAUUCAUCCAGCAAUAAGCAGCAAUUUACCGAGUCCCGAUACCUUUGAAGAGAUACAGUUUUUCAAUGGAAAGAAUUAUUACAAAGGUCUUGAUUGGUACAUGAGCUUUUUUCCGGCGUCAAAAAAUGAGAGUUCUCGAUAUCUGUUUGAGAAAUCUGCUACUUAUUUCGAUGGAGAAUUAGUGCCCCGAAGGACCCACGCGCUUCUUCCGAAAGCUAAACUAAUCACUAUAUUGUUGUCUCCAGCUAGACGUGCUUAUUCAUGGUACCAGCAUACCAGAGUGCACGGAGAUCCGGUAGCGAACAAUUACUCCUUCCAUGAAGUUAUUACGGCGAGCGAUUCCGCGCCGAAACCCUUGCGGGACCUUAGAAAUAGGUGUCUAAAUCCCGGAAAAUACGCCCAGCAUUUAGAGAGAUGGUUAUCGUUUUAUUUACCGCAGCAAUUACACAUCAUUGAUGGCGAACAAUUACGACAAAAUCCCGUGGAAACUCUGCACGAACUGCAACGAUUUUUGAAGAUAACACCAGCGUUUAAUUAUUCCUCCCAUCUAAGAUACGACCCGAAAAAGGGUUUCUUUUGCCAAGUAACCAAUGAAGAUCGCACUAAAUGUCUGGGCAAAAGUAAAGGUCGCCAGUAUCCACCAAUGGAAGAUAGAUCGUACAAAUUAUUACAGAGGUAUUAUUUAUCUCACAACACGGCUUUGGUGAAAUUAUUAAAGCGACUUGGCUCCAGAACGAUCCCGCAGUGGCUGAAGGAAGAUCUCACCGACACUGUGAUGACCUAGCAAACGCCAAUUACGUGAAACUCCAGAGUUUCCCAGCUACUUGCUUCCGCUGUCAGCGAAAUACAUCGUUUGCUAAUGGAAGACCUGUAAAUUAAUGUACAUUGGAAACUCCACUGGAUUUUACAUUUAAUAGAAGAAAGACCAUGACUGGCCUAUCUCAGUGGAUUGGCCUAAUCUAAUUGGAGGGAGUUUGUAAAAGCUAGUCACUAAGAGGCUUUAUGAAGCCACAAUUGUAAUUGUCGAUCAUUGUUAAGCUAAAAUAACAUUAUUAAUAGAUUAUUAUUUUUUUAAUUUUAUUACUAUUAUAUUAUUACACAAUACAACAAACAAAAUAAUUAUUUCCAUUAGUUUAUUAUGAGGCGACUGCCUCUGUAGCAUAUCAUAGUAUCAAUUAUUUGUAUCUAUUAAAUCUUAAUUUUUUUUAAAUGUAAAGAUUGGCCACUUUGAGCCAAUCUUUACAUUUGAAAAAAAUUUAGAUUUAAUAGAUACAAAUGAUUGAUACUAUAAUGUGUGCUAUAGAGGCAGUCACCUCAUAAUAAACUAAUGGAACUUAAUAAUUAUCAAAAAGUUUGAUUUUGUUGUAAUGUGUUAUUAUUAUUGUCAUCAUUACCGCAUCGUAUAAAUGAGAUAUUAUAAGAAUGUAUAGUUCACUGGUGCCGUUGCUCAUUUCAGCAAUUGUGAUUAGGCGCCCCUUUCGUCCUAUUUACCAAUGCAUAAGUUGGGCCAAGAAAAAGCCGACUAAUGCAAUCAUUUUGCAUUCGGCUUGAAAUUCAUUUAAAAAAAGAAAGGUAUAUCUUACAAAAAUGUUACGGACCUGUUUUUAGCAAAUUUGUGAUACAAAGACAAAGAAAAAUUUAUAUAACAGAAGACAAAAUAUAUAUCCAUGAACUAGAAAUUUAUAAAAAAGAGAAAUCUGAGUAAAUGAAUUUUUACUACAAUAUCAAACGUGAUAUAUGCGUGUUAUGUACAAAUUAUAUCGAAGAAUACUCUUCAACUAUAAACGCAAUAUUUUAGAAAAUUAAAAUUCCAUUUCCUCAAUAUUAGACUUGUCCAAAUCAUGUUUUGAGAAAUAUAUACUUUUCAUGUGUAAAGAUCAUUGGUGAAUUGUACUGGGUUUUUUUUAUAUACAUAUAUCAGGCGGUUCAUCGAUUGUUCUUUUCGCAUUAAUCGCCGGAACGUCCAUACGAGCGUAGAAUUUCAGGGCUGAGCCCAUCAACUUUCGGAGAUACAGUGUAUGCUAAGUCUCGUUGCAUAUUUAAUAUCAAUGAUGAUGGCGAUAAUGACGAGAAGUCUGUAUAUUUUGACAAUACUAUUCUUGGUACCGGCGAUAUGGAAAAGCUAACAAAAGGUGUGUGAUCGCGUCCGUUUAUAUAUUGAUGUAAUUGUAUUAUUUUGACGUUAAAUGUAUUAUACAAAAAAAGGGCACAUGAGACGUAUCCGAGAUAAAUUUCAAAGUUUGCCGAUUUCGGAUGUAAUGGCCCGUUUGCAAUAAUCAAUGCUAUCAGAGUCAAAACUCGAAUGCGAAUAUUAGAUUGAUAAACAUGAAAAACUACGCAGAUUACCUGCUGACAAAUUAUAUAUGAAAUUAUGCAUGUGUCAAGAUUUUAAAAUUUGUCGCGUGUUGUACUUGAAUAAAUCGUGGAUUUGAAAAGUGUUGUAAAGAAUAGCACUAGGUUUGAUCUUUCAGCUUAAGUCCAAAUAAUGUAUAACAAUUUUUCAAGAUUACUUAUCAGUAUAUUUUUUUCACUUUCGAAAUAUGAAUAACCGAAUGCAUUCUUGUAUGUAUGUGUGCGUGUAUGUGUAUAUCUAAUUGCUCGUUUUGGAGUGAUGUUCAUGCAAAAUAUCUAUUUUAUUGUACCUCAAAAGAACAUAGAUUGAAAAUCAGUCCAACGAGAUUUUGCUGAUUGAGAAGAAUGCUAAUGAGAUCUGGUUUAUAUUGCAUAUAUCUUUUUUUUUGUUAUUUAUUGGUCAUAUAUACGUAUGUAUAUUA